AUGAGCCUGCCUAGCCACAACCUUGAAGCUCUCGAGCAGCGUCGCCUUGCGCUGAAAGAAAGUAUCCUUCAACUCCAAAAGUCACUUUACCAUUGGCGCACCUGGGAAGCAGAAUAUGACGGACUCCGCGACGAAAUCAAAGAUCUGCCCGAUGACGCCACUACCGAUGACUUUCUCGCUGUGGGACGCGGAUUUGGUGGUUCAUUGGUAACCGAGGAGGAAAUGCAGACUAUCAUCGGCACGCAAGGCGCAUCACGGACAAGCGAACAAAUCGUCAGCCUUCUCGGACGGCGCAUCGACUACGUGAAGCAGAAUGUUACAAUCAUGGAGAAGAGGCUACGUGCUGCGGAGGACGACAUUGUUGCGUUGGAUACAAGCGAACGCCCACCGGUUGAAGACGGCACGGAUUUUCCCAUGAAAGAGAUUAUGGAAGAGCUGGAUGAGGACGGAGGCGUCAUCUCUGGAUCGGUAAAUACGCCAGGUGAUCAGGCACCACAGCUCUUGGAGGUCUUGAAGAAGGUCGGCGUUGAGAAUAUCCCGCACAAGGCCGAAGACUCCAGUGAAGGUGCCUCGACCACGCCUCAACAGAGGGCGGAUAACACUCAGACAAACGCCACCAAGUCUCAGGAGAAUGAAUCUUCGAAUGGUUCAACUCCCCGACCGGAAGCCAACUAUUCUCCGGUACAGGAGCUGGAUAUCGCAGAGCCAGUGUCCAUUGUGACGGAUGAGGAUCGGAAUCAGCCACCCAUUACCGGUAUCGAUGAGUCGUUGGAAGAUGCAACAUUACGCCGAGAGAUGUUUCAGUACGGUAUUAAUGAGGUGGGUGCGAUUGUCGCUGAGCUGGAGCUGGAUGAAGACGGAAGCGAUGUGUCAUAUGACGAAGACUACGCAUGGGCUACAGACGAGGACGCGGAGGAGGAAGAUGAGUUCGGCCGGUCGCGAACCGAGCUGAGUGAUGAAUACCACAAACAGAUGCGAGAGUUAGAGGAAAAACUGAAUGCCCGCGGCAUGUGGAACAUGGGCAAGGACUCGCGAACUUUCCCGGCCGAGGUGCAAGAAGAAGUCGAGGCGGCCGCUGCAGCACAAGCCAUUCAGCCUGAAGUUGCGGAGAGCUCUUCAAAGGCAACGAAACCAAAGAAGCGAGUUGCAUUUGCUGACGAACUCGACAUCGCCCCUACGCCCAAGGCUCCGCAGAUUGAGCAUAUCCCAACUGCUGAGAGAAGGACUCUCCCACCCAAGUCUGACGUGACUGUACUGUCAGACGCUAUUGUUGAGCGUACAGAUUGUGUGCAGGAUACCCAGCCAAACGCUGCUGCUGCCCUUCCCAGGAAGGCUUCUCGGUUCAAGAGUGCGCGCUCAGCCGCCCCCGACGCCGGGACUACUAUUAAGCCUGUAUCAACAAAUGGGGCACAAUUUGCAGAGUCUCAUUCCACUCGAAAACAGGCUAAUGCUGUUCAAUCAAUAAACACACCUGCCCUCUUCCCUGCCACUCCUCAGGCACCCAAGCCAUUCUCUACCCCGAUCCAGGAUCUCCCUGAAAGCUCAUCUGGCCCUCAACCGCCACAGGGGAAGACGUUGGCGGACACACUUGUUGAGCGAGAAGUUACUCUCGGAACCGCUCCUGCCCCGGAACUGGACGACCUAAACGAGGAAAUCCACCGCCGUGAAAUUGCCAGCGAGUUUUAUAAAAUGCGAAACCACAUGAUUCAGCAGAAUGGUGGCUUUGUGAAUAACGAAGAGCCUGAAAUGGUCCCAAUCGACACUGAAGAACAACCGAAGCGGAUGAGCAAGUUCAGAGCUGCCCGCAUGAAUCAAUGA
Molecule: messenger RNA, 1818 nt
Organism: Penicillium odoratum
Lineage: Eukaryota; Fungi; Ascomycota; Eurotiomycetes; Eurotiales; Aspergillaceae
Product: prefoldin-like protein
Exons: 1
Coding region: 1-1818 (605 amino acids)
Biological process (GO): negative regulation of phosphatase activity; negative regulation of transcription by RNA polymerase II
Molecular function (GO): phosphatase inhibitor activity; transcription corepressor activity; chromatin binding
Source: RefSeq, a predicted model, not a curated record